Messenger RNA from Malaclemys terrapin pileata, 4269 nucleotides. RefSeq names its product receptor accessory protein 5 (gene REEP5). The record is from RefSeq and is a predicted model, not a curated record. The coding region runs from base 140 to 709 and encodes 189 amino acids. The transcript is spliced from 5 exons. Lineage: Eukaryota; Metazoa; Chordata; Testudines; Emydidae.
UCCUCCUCCUUUCCGCGGCCAGGUUUUCCAGCCAGCACAGCAGCAGCCGCCGCAGCCCCUGCCUCGCAGUGCCAAGGCUGGGCUAAAGGAUCCGGGCGUUGCGUGCUCUCCAGCCAGCGGGGAGCCGAGCGGUCUCGCCAUGACGGCGUCCAUGAGGCAGCGGUUUGAUAAGUUUCUCCACGAGAAGAACUGCAUGACCAGCGUGCUGGAGAAAAUCGAGACCAAGACGGGGGUGAACCGAUCCUACAUCGCCAUCGCUAUUAUUGGCGUGCUGGCCGUGUACCUGGUGAUCGGCUAUGGAGCAUCUCUACUGUGCAACCUGAUCGGAUUCGCUUAUCCUGCCUACAUCUCAAUCAAGGCUAUUGAAAGCCCCAACAAAGAUGAUGACACACAGUGGCUGACCUACUGGGUUGUGUAUGGCAUCUUCAGCAUAGCAGAAUUCUUCUCUGAUAUCUUUCUGUCCUGGUUCCCUUUCUACUACAUGCUGAAGUGUGGCUUUCUCCUGUGGUGCAUGGCUCCAAGCCCUUCCAAUGGAGCAGAGCUUCUCUACCACCGAAUUAUCCGCCCUUUGUUCUUGAAGCACGAGGCUCAGUUGGACAGUGUUGUGAAGGAUCUGAAAGACAAAGCUGCAGAGACUGCAGAUGUCAUUACUAAAGAAGCCAAGAAAGCUACAGUGAACUUACUGGGGGAUGAGAAGAAGGGCAUUUAAACUGUUAGCAGGAUGAAGAAAGUCCCGUCCCCCCCCCCUUAUACAGCUCAAUGUUACUGGAGACUGUGGUAUAAUAAUUUUAAUAAUGUUGCCUUGGAAACAUUUUUGAUAUAUUAAAGGAACAUGUUGUAAGUUUGCUUACUUUUAUGUUGUCUGUAUAGAAAGUAAGCACUUCUAUUUAAAUGCAGUGCAAUGGGCAGCAUCUAAAGCUUAUUGAAAACUUAUCUUAUUCAUCUCCAUGCAGGGAAAGACCUUUCAGUAGUGUCUCAUCUUGCCGUGAACACAAACUUAAAUAAAACUAUAUCUAUAUCCCACAGGCUCUGCACUUCACAGUUUUUCUUUGUGCAUGCAUUCUCUGUAUUUACAGUUGUUAACAUUUGACUGGUUCUUUCUGUAACGUAUCAUUUUUGUAUGCAAAAGUAAUGCGUUCUUCUUGGAUUUUCAUGCACAUGUGUUUGCAUAUACAGGAAAUAAUUUAUCAGAGGGAAGUGGCUUAAUACAUGUAUUCCCCACCAGUGAAGCCAACCGCACUAUGCACUUGGUCAUGGAGAUUCAUGUUGUUGCAUGUACCACUUGUAACCUUCAGUAUUCAGUACAAAGUGUGUGUGUUCAAUAUUAAAUGGGUAGUUCUUAAAUGUAGAAAAGAGCACGUUAGUGCAAAUGACCAGGGUUAUACUGGUGUGAAGUUAUUUGCCAGAAAUGGAUGCAUUGAACUGCUGGUGCAAACUGACUAAAGCAUAACCCCUGACUUGUCUGUUAAAUGGAAUUGGCAUGUGAAACGGUUCAGGAAUGGAGUGCCUUACAAAUAAAAUUACUCAGAAGCAGAAAGCAACUGUAAAAAAAAAAAAAAAAAAAAAAAAUCAGAUCUGCUGCAAUGAUUUGUAGAAAUAUCUGCUGAAGUCAGUUACAAUUUACACUGUAAUCAUGGGGCUUGCCUCUUAUCUUGUUUGUUCCUAUCAACCCCUUCCUUCCUGAGCUUUUUCUGCAAAAGGUGUUAUCUACUCUAGCUACAUAAGGAGAUGUGGGUCUUCCCCCUAUUACCCACUAAAUUAGUCUAUGAAAUGCAUGGGCAUCCAAAAACCUCUUACAGGGGAAGAAGUAAAACAUCUAGGUUACUUAAUUGGACAGGACCAGAGCACCACAAAUGUGACCAAAGCCUUAAAAAUAAUUCCUACAAGUCAAAACACUCUGGCCCUUUACAAUCUGUGCUUGCAUUUACUGUUAGCAUUACUAUUUUAUUUGAAUUGAGAUAUAUUCACACUGUACACAACUUUGUAGUUUUACAUCAUGUUCUCUUCCUUGGCAUUAUGCCCUGUGAUGUUUCCUUAGAGCUUGCUGGCUUUGUAUCAUUUUUAAAAUAUAAAUUUUUCCAUAUUUGUAAUUGUGGCCCAGCCCAUGUACCUUAAGGAAAAUGCAUUCCAAUUAAUGUAGAGCAGCACAUAAAACCUGUGAAGGUUUCUAGUUUCCUACAAAAAUGCAUUGAAUUCUCCAACUUGAGAAUGAGACAGUCAGGGUUAAUCCAUCAGCGAUCUCUCAAUGCAUGGAACAAUACAAAAAUGUAAUAUAGCAGCUUCAGGGUUAUAUCUGAAAUAGGUUUUUAAAUCAAAGCUAGACUAAUGAAGAGGUAUCACACAUGCCUUAGAGCAUAAUCUGUAAUCAAGAGAGCAAUUUAAAAUGGGAGGUAGUGAGAAUUCAGUGCUAGUAAGGAAUGAUUUAAGUAUAUUUUCCCCCCAAAAGGCCAGGUUUGUAUGCUGAAUGGAGAACUUGAAAUAGCACAGCUUGCAGACAAGUAUAUAUUGUGCAUGGUUGGCUGGUAAAACUCCCCCUUGCUUUGUGACCACUUUUUGCUACAAGCUGGCCUAAUGCAUAUAACAACAGAUAAAGGUAACUUUGAAACUGAGCAAGUGGAGCAGUGCCACAGGCAGAUAUCCUCAUUAACUAUGACCUACCCUUAAAUACCUGUUGGUACGGUCGUGGUGUUCCCUGCCUCCUUAGUCCUCUAGAAUUUUAAUGGGAAGGGCUAUUGGAACUUUCAGUUCAAGCUGAAUUUCUUGCCCUACUUUUAGGAAUGCCUUAGAGCAAAGGUUCUAGGUAGAAGAGCUCAAGGGGUGGGUGAAGGGUACUUAACUAUUCAAAGUGCUGUGGUUUUUCCAACUCUUCCCAUGCAAACAGGAAGUUUUUCCCUUUGUCUCUAAAGGCCAUUGCGGACAAAGGAGGGGUACAGCGUGACUGCAGGUCACUAAAGUUGGGAGGGUUGCCACUAUUUCCAACAAACUAUUUUAGAUGAUGAGGAAGGGGUUAAAACAGCCAAUCCCCAGCAUUAAGCAUUGGAUAGCUAUGACACUGGCUAACUUACAGCACCCCUGCAGCUAACAAAAGCGUGAAUAGCACAGUAUAAACUUAGCUAGAUCAGGAAUGGAAGUGCAAUAGUAACCUGAAAAACUAGUAGUCAUCCUCUGGAUUUCACUUCUGCUAAGAAUUGCAAUGUAAAGGUAGUCUGAGAAAAAGCUUUAGUAUCAUCCUCCAUGCUAUAUUUUAGUGGAAGUCCUAUUAAAAUGGAGUUAGUGGAAUUUUGGGGGGGGCUAUAACCCAUUUUAAUUUGUUUUAUGCACUUUAAAUCAGCUCUGCACAAGCCAGUCAGCUUGUGCCAUUAACAUUAUUGCCAGUUUCCUUUUUAGAAGGAUGUUAAAACACUUGAGAAUUUUUAGGUUUGAGAGCAGCAAUACCCAUGAAGUAUGGUACUCAGUAACUGAAAAGAACUAAGUACUGUUUAUGUAAACAAACGACACCUUAUAGGGCCAUUAAAUACUGUCCCUAUUUUAAAGAGGUGGGAAACGAGAGGUUAGAGACUUUCCAAGGUCAGCCAGCCAUCCUUGUAGGGACACAACAUAACUUCCUGAUUCUCAACCCAGUUAAUUUUGAUUCUGAAGAAUCCUAUCUUUUAAACUUCACCCCAUCAGUGGAGCAAAGCCCUUUUAGAGAGGUAUAAGGGGAAGUUUACUCUAGUAUUCUUAAAUAAGGUUCAGAACUGAAUAGUUAAAUGUUUUCUGUUUACAACAAAGCCCUCUUGAUCAGACAGCUGUUAACACUAUGUUUAGUGCAACACAGCCCUCAAGUUUUUUUUUUUUUUUUUUUUUUAAAACAAUUCUUCCACCUCAUUUACAGUUAGACAAACACAUUAAGUGGCUUGGUGCUGUAUGCAUUACUGCUAAUAAAAGUUGCUGUAUGGGAAAUUCAAACUGUACAAACUUAACAUUCUCUUAAAAUUGCUUUCAGGCUUGAUAUAUUGAAUCUUUAGGUGAGUGGGAAGAUUUUUCAAAGGUAUGCAAAUUAAGAGGACCUGUUCACUCAUGUAGUCUUGUAAGGGAAGGAUUCCUGCAGCAACCCAUUCUGUACUUGCAAAUAACUCCUGUGGGCACUGGCCACUCAGUUCAGUGCCAGUCUGUAAGUCUUCUCACAGCAGCUGUUUGAAAAAUUAGUAUAUCUUAGCCAAUUAGUCUGUGCUGAAGAUGUAAUGUACUGAACAGAAAGAUAUAAAUAAAGAGCAGUAUCUUACAGUA